CUGACUUACGCGCAUCCACAUAGAACACAGAUCUGACCAAAGCAGCCUUGUCCUGUGAUCUCACGCCAAAAUGUGAUGAAUCUGACGCGCGUUGCUUCCUCCUCUACCCUACCGACAGGUUAACUCGGAAUUAAAGGGGACUUCCACCAGAACGGCGUGUUUCUGAGGACGUUUGACACCUUGACCUUUGACUGCAAGCGAAUGACAAACCAAAGGUCAGUGUGUACGUGUGGAGCAGGGUUUCCAAGCGCAUCUACAUCGCAGCACGAGACGGCGCUCCUGGGAGAAUGAGAAAAAGCGCUCUGGGAGCUGGUCGAUAGCGGCGGAGAAAGCUUCAGCUUCGGCCGGGGGAGCAGCGGCAGCGGCGGCGGAGGAGGGGGCGCGCUCGGAGGCUCCAUAGCGGCCACAGUCGGACCGAAGGCGGGCCCGCUGAGAGAGCAGGACUGCAGCACCAUGGACAGCUCAGAUAUGGAUGCCAACUACGGAGGAGGGCUGUUUGACAUGGUGAAGGGUGGAGCCGGGAAGUUUUUCAGCAACUUCAAGGACAACUUAAAAGACACACUGAAGGACACCUCCACCAAGGUCAUGCACCAGGUCGCCACAUACACUAAAGGGGAGCUGGACAUUGCCUACAUCACAUCAAGGAUCAUAGUGAUGACCUACCCGGCGGAGUCGGUCCAGUAUGGCUACCAGAACCACGUUGAGGACAUCCGCUCCUUCCUCGACAGUCGCCACGCCGACCACUACACGGUCUUCAACCUAUCACAGCGCAACUACCGAGGGGCCAAAUUCUCCAACAGGGUCUCAGAGUGUAACUGGCCUUCACGCCAAGCUCCCAGCCUCCACAACCUGUUUGCAGUUUGUAAGAACAUGUACAACUGGCUGAAGCAGAAUCCCAAGAACGUGUGUGUCAUCACCUGCUCGGACGGUCGCACUCCCUCCGGCAUUCUGGUCUGUGCCAUGUUCUGCUUCUGCCACCUUUUCAACCAUCCGGUUCCUGCCAUGCAGCUGCUGAGCGCCAAGCGACCAGGUUCGGGUCUCUGGCCUUCACACCGCAGGUAUUUAAGUUAUGUAUGUAGCAUGGUGUCAGAGAAGCCCACCCUCCCCCACUCCAAACCUCUGGUGAUCAAGGCGCUCACGAUGAGUCCAGUUCCUUGUUUCAACAAGCAGAGGAGCGGCUGUCGGCCGUUCUGUGACGUCCUCAUUGGAGAGACUAAAAUCUUCUCCACUGCGCAAGAGUACGAGAGGAUGAGAGAGCACCGAAUCCAGGAGGGGAAAGUAGUGUUCCCCCUCGGCGUGAGUGUUCACGGGGACUUUGUGGUUUCUGUUUACCACAUGAGGUCGACGAUUGGAGGGCGUCUGCAGGCUAAAGUGUCCAACACCCAGAUCUUCCAGAUCCAGUUCCACACUGGCUUCAUCACUCCUGGAACAACUAUGCUAAAGUUCAACAAACCAGAGCUGGAUGCUUGUGACGCCCCAGAGAAAUAUCCACAGCUGUUCCACGUGAUACUGGAUAUUGAGGUGGAGGGGGUGGACAAGCAGAAAGACCUGACGCCACCAUGGGAGCAGUUCCCUUGUAAAGACCUGAGUCCCAAUGUUCUGUUUUCCUGCCACCAGGAGCACCAGGAUGCUCUGGCUAUCGCAGAGCCAAGCCGGCAACACGGAGAUGGUCGAGGCCACGUAGAGGAGAGCGAACCCUCAGAUGAUGAAAUGCUCUCACUGUCCAGUCAGCGAAGCAGCAUUAGUACAGCCUCACAGAAACCAGAACCUCCAACGCCGGUGGCACCUGAACGCGCUGAGGAAGUGGAUCUUCUUGGUCUAGAUGGAGAGGGCGUCAGCCGUCCGUUCCCCUCAUCCCAGCAUCCAACCGCAACCACUGACCUCCUAGGGGACUUGUUCGGUGCCCCUCCCCAGCCAGCCAGUGGACCCUCGUCCACCCAGUCCACCCCACACAAAGUAGCACCCAAAACUGCCUCUCCAUCCCCCUCCCCCGCUCCUCCAGCAUUCGAUCCCUUUGGAGCGGCCCCCGUGCCUAAGCCUCAGGAGAUGAUGGGUUCGUUCCUUGGACCAGGUAAUACGGGGCAGUCAGACCCAUUUCUGCAUGCUGCUCGUUCUCCAUCACCCACUAGCAUGGAUCGGAGUUCCCCGGUGCCGCCCUCACCGCCAACUGUCAACAUUCAGCAGCAGAACGCCAUGGGAGGAUGGGACUGGAACAAACCUGCAACCACAAGUUCAGGAGGAGGCUUUGGUAUGGGAAGUCGCUCAGCCACUACCAGUCCUACUGGUUCUGUCCACAGCACCCCCACCCACCAAACUAAGCCAAACACCCUGGAUCCAUUUGCAGACAUCGGCAACCUGUCUGGCAGCCUUGGAGGAGGACCUGGAUUCUCAAGCAAGCCCACCACUCCAACAGGAUCAACCCCUUCCUUCCCUCCUAUGGGCUCCCCGUCGAGGCCGCCGCCGUCUCCCCAGCACACAGGAGGGUGGCAGCCCCACUCUGGAGCCAGCUUCCCCUCAUGGCAGCCGGGAACAGGAGGCGGUGGAGGGAGGCAAGCUCAGGGACAGGGUCCUGGAGCCCAACCAAAGCCCAGCCCCAGCCACACCUCCAUGCCGCACACAUCGCCUCAAAACCGUCCCAACUACAACGUCAACUUCUCAGCAAUGGGAGGAGGCUCUCCCAGUGCGGGGGGGAAAUCACAGGCUGGAAUGGGUUCAAAGCCCAGAGCCUCGGAUGUUAACUUCGAUGACCUGCUGUCAGGUCAGGGCUUUUCAGGGACCAAAGAGAAGAAAGGGCCCAGGACUAUAGCAGAGAUGAGGAAAGAGGAGAUGGCCAAAGAGAUGGACCCUGAGAAAAUAAAGAUUUUGGACUGGAUUGAAGGGAAAGAGCGUAACAUUCGUGCCCUGCUGUCCACCAUGCACACUGUGCUUUGGGAGGGAGAGACUCGAUGGAAGCCGGUGGGAAUGGCUGACCUGGUUACCCCAGAACAGGUCAAGAAGGUCUACCGCAAAGCAGUCCUGGUUGUUCACCCAGAUAAGGCAACAGGACAACCAUAUGAACAAUACGCCAAGCUGAUUUUCAUGGAACUAAAUGAUGCCUGGUCGGAAUUUGAAAGCCAAGGACAAAAACCUCUCUAUUAAAAACCACGUCAACAACAACAACAACAAAAAAAAGGACGAGUGGGUGGAGAUGAUAGGAUGUCAGAUUUUACACGUGUGACCCCUCAAUCUGCCUUCAUAGCUGCACUUUGACUCACUCUUCCCUUCUCACCCAAAACAUUUACCGUCGAUGAUCACCAAACAGAGACUUGAACAAAAAAAUUCCAGAUGAAUCCACUGUGGUGCAACAGUUACCACCCUUCAGCCCUUUGACCCCCCCCCCCCCCAAACAAUGCAACAAUCAAAGUUAAGGAUGAUCAAAAGAGAGAGACCACCAGAUAAGAGACAAACACAUCAGGGAGCACUGCGAGUAAACAUUUCACAACUAAAGAGGCUCAGAAAUCAACUAACCCGUGAGCUCAACAAGCUCUUAUCCAAUAGAAACUGGAGUUUUCUUUUUUUCUGCCUUAACCCUCUCAUGCUUGAUAAAAGGACAAACAACUAAGUCCUUCAGGGGUGCUUCUGAGUUAAAAAAUGCUCCUGAAAUACGUACUGUAUGUGGAGUAACCAGGUAGGUAGGUUUUAACGUUGCAAAUCUGCAACGCCUGCCUCCAGAGGGUUAAAAUUGAUCCAUGAUCAGUUCUGUUGUAUCAAAUCUAGAUUUAAUUUGGACUGAAAUAUCACUGAAAACUAUUCCGGAUCACAGGCUGGGAUUAGUUCUGUUACAGGAGGAUGACUGAAAAAUAAAGGCAUCAUAGAGAUAAGAAAAACUAAAUUUACUGUCUGACUGAUUACGCGUAGAAACUGAAUGAUGAUGUUCUGGGUGAGUUGCUGACGUGUGUCAUUUACCAGAUACAGUUUGUUUGUUUGUUUGUUUUGGGACUGAGGAUUGUAUAUUUUAGGGAUGAGCACAUGCACAGUUCCUUACGUGAAGCAGCUCAAGGCCUCGUGCAUUACUCGUAAAGAAAGCACAAACAUUUGGUGCAGCUUUUCAAAAUAAGCUUCCUUUUUUUAGGUGAAGAAUUAAAUUAACGGUAAACGUGUUUACAUGAUUUGGCUUUGAUUUUCUACACAUAUUCAUCUUUCUUUACUUUUAACUUUCAACUUUAAUUAAAUCAUUUAGCUUUUUCUUUAGACCUUUCUGUACACUGAAAUGCUUUUCUUUAAAUUAAUACAUUUUUGCACCAGUUUAUAUCAACACUAAAGUACAGGGACUCUGAGCUGUAACUGAAAUAAUGUGAAUUUAUUCGUUGCUCAUUAUUUUUGCUCCAUAAAUGAUUGCUGGGGUCAUUAAUUUAUAUGUUAGCUUCCAUUUUUGGACGAUUAAUGCAAAACCUGAAAUGCAAUGCUCUAAACACACAAAACUCAUCAUUUUUUUGCUCGUCGUUAUCUUACAGUCAUUAGAUGCUCCCAGACGGAGCGGAAUAUUUUCCUUUGUGUGUUCACAAACUGAUUCACUUCUGUUCAUCGGAUGGUCUCCAUGCUAUCGAGCAGCUAUGCCUGACAAUGUGCUUGUUGAUGGGCUUUAUUUAAUUUUUUUCUUUAUUCUGACUGAAUUUUGACCUGAAGAAGAAAGUGUCGUGAAGGUUGAAUUCAUCCACGAUGGACCACUAAAGAGAAGGACAUUUGUAAAUCAGAUCCCUGGAAUAAUAGAAGGUCUUAGGCUGAAACUGCAAAACUUAAAGCUACUGUUUAGUUUUAGUUAUAAUUUUAUUUAAGAGAAGAUAACGUGUCUCUGAGGACCUCCGUGUGAAACAACCCCUGUGAGCUCCCUCUCUGACUGAACUGGAAUCCUACAGCUAUAAUGAAGCGCUAACCUCUAUAACGUAGUCAGUGGGUGUAUGUUGUUUGAAUUUGUUGUGUGUAUGAGUCGGAUCUGAGUCCUCUGUGUCAUGUGUUUGCCUGUCUGCUGUUCAAGUAUUAACUGAAUUGUGUAAAAAAGAAAGAUACAUGCUUCUUUUUAGUGACUGUUUACUGUUAAAGGAUGUACAUAAUGAGCAAGUGCAGUGCACAACAAUAAACAGUAAACAGAGGGAAAACAA
Nothobranchius furzeri (turquoise killifish) is the source of this 5138-nucleotide messenger RNA. The record is from RefSeq and is a predicted model, not a curated record. Lineage: Eukaryota; Metazoa; Chordata; Actinopteri; Cyprinodontiformes; Nothobranchiidae.